This is a messenger RNA of Dunckerocampus dactyliophorus (ringed pipefish), 3033 nucleotides long. RefSeq names its product inter-alpha-trypsin inhibitor heavy chain H3-like. Gene Ontology annotation, molecular function: serine-type endopeptidase inhibitor activity. Gene Ontology annotation, biological process: hyaluronan metabolic process. The record is from RefSeq and is a predicted model, not a curated record. Bases 56 to 2794 code for a protein of 912 amino acids. NCBI's taxonomy places the organism in Eukaryota, Metazoa, Chordata, Actinopteri, Syngnathiformes, Syngnathidae. The transcript is spliced from 22 exons.
GCCAAAGAGCUUACCUCAGUGGUGAAGUCAGCCUGUGUUCACUUGAGCUUUGGUCAUGGGAGUGUUGGGUAUUGGACUACUGCUGCUGUGGGGCAGCGCUUGCCUUUGGCUGGCCAGCCCGGCCCAGGGAGACCUUCUCAUCCCAGGACAGGAUGGACCUUUCAAGGAGACAGGAGGUCCUGCCAGGACACAGCAGAAAAGAAGUACAGCAGAUGUCACGGUGGAGGUGUAUAGUGUGACGGUGGACUGCACGGUGACGUCACGUUUCUCUCACACCGUCAUGACCUCCAAGGCUCUCAAUAAAGCCAACGUCUCACAGGAAAUCUUCUUCGAGGUCGAUCUUCCAAAGACGGCCUUCAUCACCAACUUUAGCAUGGAAAUUGAUGGUCAAGUUUAUGUCGGAGAGGUGAAGGAGAAAGAGAAAGCCAAGAAACAGUAUGAGAAGGCGGUUUCUUCCGGAAAGACUGCUGGACUGGUCAAGGUUUCCGGGAGGAAAAUGGAGAAGUUUUCUGUGUCUGUCAACAUUGCAGCACAAAGUAAUGUCACUUUUGUUUUGACCUAUGAGGAGCUCCUUCAAAGGAAACAGGGCCAGUAUGAGAUUCUGACCCGAGUGAAACCCAAACAACUUGUCCAGGAGUUUCAGAUUGUGGCAAACAUCUAUGAGCCUCAAGGCAUUAACUUUGUUGAUGCCCAUGCAACUUUCCUCUCCAACGAUCUGCUCCCCCUGGUGGAGAAAACUGUCUCAGAAAAGAAGGCACACAUUUCCUUUUCACCAACUCUGGAGCAGCAGAGGAAAUGUCCAGGUUGUGAUGGAAGUCUGAUCGAUGGGGAUUUUCUCAUCAAGUAUGAUGUGAACCAUGACACCCGCCUCGGGGAAAUUCAGGUUGUCAAUGGAUACUUUGUGCACUUCUUUGCCCCACCCGGCCUGCCCAGGGUGCCAACAAAUGUAGUGUUUGUCAUUGAUCGAAGCGGCUCAAUGGGUGGAAUUAAAAUGGACCAGACACGAGAGGCAAUGCUCAAGAUCCUUCAAGAUCUCAAGGAGGAUGACUACUUUGCCCUCAUCCCAUUUGAUCACGAAAUAAUUAGCUGGAAGAAAACACUAAUCAAAGCCACAAAGGAGAAUGUGGCUGAAGCCAUGUCUUACACCAGGAGUAUAUUUGCUAGAGGAGGCACCAACAUAAACGACGCAGUGUUGAAAGCUGUGGAAAUGUUACUGACAGACAAGGCAGAGAACAGGGUUCCACAGAGAAGCAUCGAUAUGAUCAUUUUACUCACGGAUGGGAUGCCGAAUGGGGGCGAGUCCAACCCCCACAGGAUUCAGGAGAAUGUGCGCUCUGCCAGCAAUGGAAGCAUGUCUGUGUUCAGUCUGGGAUUUGGAAAUGAUGUGGACUACUCCUUCUUGAAUGUGCUGAGCCAACAAAACAAGGGACUGGCUCGCAGAAUUUUCACGGGCUCAGAUGCAGCUCUUCAACUCCAGGAUUUCUAUGAGGAAGUGUCCAGCCCACUACUUUCAGAAGUGAAUGUACGUUACCCGGACAAUGCAGUGGACUUCCUCACCACCAACCACUUCAGCCAGUUGUUUAACGGCUCAGAGAUUGUGGUGGCUGGUCAUCUGACAGACAACAACCUGGACAACUUCCUGGUGGAAGUUAUUGCCCAGGGGUGUGAAGAGAAUUUCCAAGUACAGGGCAAGGCCAGUGCUCUGGACUGGGGCACUAUUUACCCAGAUGAAGAGUACAUCUUUGGGGAUUUCACGGAGCGCCUAUGGGCGUACCUCACCAUCCAGCAGCUCCUGGAGAAAAGCAAGAGUGGCAGUCAGGACGAGAAAAGUAACGCCACAGCCAAGGCCCUGGACAUGUCCCUGCGGUACAGUUUUGUCACCCCUCUCACCUCCAUGGUGGUCACCAAGCCUGAAGAUGAGGACAAACCAGACAGCACCCUCAUCGCUAAUAAACUGACUGAGGAGGAAAGACAACAGGCAGAACGAACUGGACAUUAUUCCACUUCAAGCACACCCUCCUAUCACUUCACCAGUGCAGCACCAACAUAUCUCGUGGAUGGAGAUCCUCAUUUCAUCAUAGAGCUCCCAGACAGAGAUGAUGCUCUGUGCUUCAACAUCAAUGACCAACCAGGGACUAUUUUCAACCUGGUUAAAGACCCAAAGUCAGGUGUUUUGGUGAAUGGCCAGAUCAUUGGAGACAAGCAAAUUCCUCCCGAUGGCAAAAUCAACACCUACUUUUGGCGUUUUGGCAUCAUUCAGCAAAGGUUAGGAGUGAGAUUGGAGGUGAGCACUAAAAGCAUCUUAGUGCUCCAAGACGGCAAGCGGGUGAGGUUGCAGUGGUCUAACACAACAACCCUCAAAAGAGACAACAUGGAUCUUCUUUUGACCAAGGACCGCAGCCUAACGGUUACUCUAAAAGAUUCUGUCAAGUUUGUGGUCCUGCUACACAAGGUGUGGAAGAACCACCCAUACCACCAGGACUAUUUGGGCUUCUACACACUGGACACGCACCUGCUGUCCCCGUCCGUACACGGCUUGCUAGGUCAGUUUUACCAUGGGAUUGAAUAUGAGGUCACAAACGUGCAUCCAGGAGAAGUCCCAGAGAAACCAGAUGCCACCAUGUAUGUCAAAGGACAGGAGCUGAAUGUGACCAGAGGCUGGCAAAGAGACUUCAGGAGAGAUGUGAAGAACGGAGAGAACGUUCCCUGUUGGUUCAUUCAUAAUAACGGAACAGGUCUCAUUGAUGGAGAUGCCUCAGACUACAUUGUGUCUGGCCUCUUCAAAACAUUUUAGAAAUGAAAGUUUUGACUCAGAAAAGUGUCAAAAAACGUCACUGUCUUUCCCCAUAAAUGACAAAAUUCAGGUCCAAGAAGUAUACUACACACACGGAUGGCAGUGUUAUCCACAUCAGUGUGUCUUGAUUUUCUUUUUACAGUUUAUCACAUUAUUCCCCAGCAUUACACAGGUUAUUCUACCCUUUUUGGGUCUAACCAGUCAUGUUUUCCACAAUAAACGGAGAGCUUCCAUGUUUA